Bactrocera neohumeralis is the source of this 3236-nucleotide messenger RNA. RefSeq names its product protein O-mannosyltransferase 1 (gene rt). The record is from RefSeq and is a predicted model, not a curated record. Gene Ontology annotation, cellular component: endoplasmic reticulum; membrane. Bases 91 to 3021 code for a protein of 976 amino acids. Gene Ontology annotation, molecular function: dolichyl-phosphate-mannose-protein mannosyltransferase activity. Gene Ontology annotation, biological process: protein O-linked glycosylation via mannose. The transcript has 5 exons. NCBI's taxonomy places the organism in Eukaryota, Metazoa, Arthropoda, Insecta, Diptera, Tephritidae.
GAGGAGAAGAAAAGUCAAAAUAAGAACUUGGAGUAUUUUGCAUGGGAAAAUAUAAAGUGAAUUAACAGAUUAAGCACAUCCCAAACUGCCAUGUCUAGCAUUGCUACCACCGUAAAACGCCGUAAGCCGUUAGUUAAAUCGAAAUCAAAAAAUACAACCAUAGGCACAGGUGCCGUUUCCACUGUUACUACCUCCACUACUACAAACACAUUAAGUGACCCAGUUAUAAACUAUAGCGCGAAUGAUCCAUUUGAUAAAGCGACGUUAGCCAACGCGUCAUCAAACAAAAGACUUCAACGCUUCUCAUUAAGCGACAUACUUGUUGGUAUAAUGCCAAGAACAACAAAAAAACAAGCUAACAGUAAUAAUGUAUCAAGUAACACAUCAAACAGCAAUCCCACCACCGCUUUGGUAUUGCGCACAACUUCUCCCACUUUGUACAAUGCCAGCAUAGCCUGUUGCCGCGACGUCAACUGCCGUCUAAAUGCGUUGAAUGAGCAUUUUACAGCGCUUGUUCAGCAAAAACACCACCAUCAAUUUAUUCAACGUGCAUCGGUUUGUUCAAAUGCAUCUUCGUCGUCAGGUAUGUCCCAUACCAAAAGUAGCAGACGGAGUAGAAGUUCUACCGUCACUGGUUUGAGCCGAAACGAAACAACUGCGACACCUACCGUACCAGCGAUUGCAGCAGCAGCUCUGCGCGAUGGCUCACCAGAUUCAGGUGUAGGCAGUGAUGCUGCAAUGGCGAAAGUAUUUCGUGCUGUCGCCGAAACAACAACAAGUGACGAUUCUACUUUGUCUUCGCUAGGGCAAUAUCUUACCGUACACCUACAGCUGGAUUUGUGUACGUGGAUCUUGUUUGUUUUAGCAGCUUUCACACGUUUCUAUAAGCUUUCUAUACCCCACCAUGUUGUAUUUGAUGAAAUACAUUAUGGAAAAUAUAUCUCCCUUUACACGCGAAACAUUUUCUUCUUCGACCAGCAUCCGCCGCUAGGAAAACAACUCAUAGCUGCGGUUGCAUACACAGCCGGCAGUUACGAUGGCAAUUACACAUUUCCACAUAUCGGAGCGGAAUAUAACAAAAAUAUGCCAAUUUUUUGGUUACGCUUUAUGCCAGCGUUGUGUGGCAGCGCAUUAGCGCCUAUCGUCUACAAGCUUCUCAUAGCCGCACGUCUUUCUCGAUGGUCCGCUUUGUUAGGAGGAAUACUUAUUAUUUUGGAUAAUGCAUUGCUCACACAAUCACGGUUUAUUUUGAUGGAGUCAAUGCUUUUAUUAUUUGAAGCUUGUGGCCUGUAUUACAUGUUGCGUUUUCAAGAAAGUAAUUUCGGUAGCUCUCUUUGGUUGAUAUUUGGAUUAGCGUCCGCAUCUUGUUUCUCUUUUGCAACCAGUGUAAAAUAUGCGGGCUUUUUGACUUAUGGUCUUACAACCUACCUUUCUUGCCGAUUUUUAUGGGAUAAACUUUACGAUGCUACGCUUUCAAAUCUGCAUAUUAUUUUACAAACCAUUGGCCGUAUCGUUUUAUUCACAAUUGUGCCAAUUAUGUUGUAUAUAGGCGUUUUCUUCGUUCAUUUGCAACUAUUAUAUCGUGCUGGGCCACAUGAUAGUAUAAUGACAAGUGCCUUUCAAGCUUCUCUUGAUGGUGGAUUAGCUUCGAUAACAAAAGGUCAGCCACUCAAAGUGGCUCAUGGUUCACAGGUAACUCUGCGUCACACACAUGGUCGUACAUGUUGGUUACAUUCACAUACCCACGUGUAUCCAGUGCGAUAUCCGGAUAAGCGUGGCUCUUCACAUCAACAACAAGUCACAUGCUAUUCCUUUAAAGACGUAAAUAACUGGUGGAUUAUUAAGCGCCCACAUCGAGAAGAUUUAGUCGUCGGGAAUGAGUUGGAUGUUAUACGUCAUGGAGAUAUUAUUCAAUUAGUACAUGGGAUCACCAGCCGUGGCCUCAACUCUCAUGACGUGGCCGCACCCAUGACCCCACAAUGUCAGGAAGUCUCAUGUUAUAUCGACUAUGAAAUUAAAAUGCCUGGCGAGUUAUUGUGGCGUGUGGAAAUUUUGAACCGCGAGACGGAAGGAAACAUAUGGCAUGCCAUUAAAUCGGAAGUGCGACUAAUCCAUCAUACCACGGGUGCAGCGUUACGUUUUAGCGGGCGUCAACUUCCAGAAUGGGGUUUUAAUCAACAUGAAGUGGUGGCAGAUCGGAACGUGGAGCACAAAGACGCAAUAUGGAAUGUUGAAGAACAUCGUUAUACAAAAACAGAGGACCAGCGUGAACGGGAACGACAACUGCUUAAAGCUGAGAUGAUUCCAACGAAAAAGACGAAGCUAACUUUUUUAGCAAAAUUCUUCGAAUUGCAAACGAAAAUGCUUUGGGGCACAAAACAGCUAGAUACCCACAUGUAUAGCUCCUCGCCCCUCGAAUGGCCAUUGUUAGAUAAAGGCAUUGCUUAUUGGGUUGACACAAAAACUGGCAGUCAGAUACAUUUGCUGGGUAACAUAAUUAUUUGGUACACCGGAACUGCAGGACUGUUUUUGUAUAUCUUACUGAAUAUAUUCUAUGUACUACGUCGACGACGCCUCCAUUUCGAUCUGCCAGAAAAUGAAUGGCACCGAUUCCGCCAAGUCGGCGACAUCUUUUUAGUUGCGUACUUUAUACAUUACUUACCAUAUUUUACAAUGGAUCGUGCAUUGUUUUUGCAUAACUAUCUACCUGCCUUCCUAUUCAAACUCUUACUGUUAUGCUAUGUACUUGAGCACAUUGACUAUUUGCUACGAUUAUACUGUUAUGUUAAUUGUAAAUAUAACGUUAAAGGUACUUUGCAGCCACAGCGGAUUUGGUUAGUCCGAAGCUAUCGUCUGUGUAUUUUAAUAUGGCUUGUAUCUGUUAUAUGGGUCUUUAUAAAAUUCUUGCCAUUAACCUAUGGCAUGCAAAAACUGAGCCCGCAGAAGGUGAUCAGUUUACGGUGGAAAGACACUUGGGACUUUAUAAUACAAGUCCACAAGUCUACGAGUAAUCGGAUUUAACGAUUUCCAACGUAUCUUACAAAUCGGAUGGUUGUUAUAAAUAUUAAUAUGUAUGUAUAUGUACACUCACAUAGUAGAUAACAUAAGUACGUCUAAUUUAUUAAAAAAGGCAGCGAAUUCAUCGCAAAUGUAAGCAUAGACUUUUAAUAAAAAUUAUAUUUUAAUCACCAUAUGCCAAUAAUAAUACAAUAAUAAAUAUUUAAUAAACAUAAAAA